UGCAUUCUUGUAGUUUAUGUGUGCGGAAUCGCUCUGUGUGAAUUCAUUUAAAUUAAUUUCUACGUAAAAAUGAACAUCCGUACUUUCAUCUUACUAAAAGUUACAAAUCUCCACUGCAACGAAGCCAACUGAUUCAGUAAUUCACUUAUGGGGAAAAAAUAGCAAAAAUUCAUGCUUCUUAAAUAUCGUACCUUCGAUUCAACGCGAUCCAUGCUCGAUUCUCGAGCGACAAUUUCCGCGAUCGCGUCUGACAUUACCCGUCGGUAAGCACGAGCGAUCGCAAUACCGACCCAGGCAUGUGCAACGGCGCGCAUGCGUCCUGUAUGCUCGCGGAAUGUGCUGCUGCUUUUUUUUCUCUCCAAACAAACGCGACGGCGAAUAUUCAUGUUUUCGUUGGAGGAACGCCACGGGAUAUCGUAGUAACGCGCGUCUUUCGCCGGGCCGUUGAGCGAGCAGUCGUCGCGCUCGAUCGACACCGUCGUAAUCGAUCAGCGCUCGUCGGAGUAACAAGCUGUCUCCCGUCACAUUCCGCCGUUCGGUCGGUGAUUUCCCGUCGACGAACGAGCGAGCGAAAGAAGGAAGGAACGAACGAAGCAAACAGCGAGAGGAACACAACAUGUCCGCUGUCCAGGUUGGCGUCAGCCGCCGAGUUCUUUUGUUUAAAAACGGCACGACGCGAUGAUACGCGCGCGAUCGUCGCGGCGUCCGGCGUCAGUGUGACGAGGGAACACGAUGCGUCGCGCGGUGGCGGCGUACGAUCUCGCGCGUACGGUCAUCGUCUCGCACGUGCAUUGAACGAUGACGGAGCCGGAACUCUGCCGGCUAUGCGCCGAGACCAAGGAGAAUCUUAUCGGGAUCUACGACGCCGAGGGCCAAAGGCUCGCGAUCGAGGCCAAGAUCGCCAAGUGCCUGCAAAUACAGGUUCUAAUAACGGAUGGUUUGCCGCUCACUGUUUGCAUAGACUGCUGUGUUUUGUUGAAUCAAUGCAGUGAUUUCUUCGAGAAGACCAAUCAAGCUCAGGUGUCGCUGAGACAACUGCUGAUCGAGGCAAAGUCCGAUUCGCAACCCAUAGAACCAAAUAUAGAUUACGUGGAGGAGACGGUGGAGUUCCCGAAGAAUGAGGUCAAUAACAGGGAAGAGAUAGUCGCGUGUCAGUUGCCCGGCAAUUUCAUUAAUGAGACGGUCAACACCUCAGAUGCUUCUUACUUCAUUGAGGAAUAUAAGGACGAAAAUUUCCAAAAGGUGUCGCAGGAGACGCAGGACAGCGCGAAACAGAAAAAGUGUAAGAUACAGAUAAAGAAGAGCUCCCCCAAACAAACGAAGAAAAAGUUGAAGAAGAAGAACCAAAUGCAAAAGAUGGAGGAAACUGAGCAUCACAUAUCCUCCAGGAUGGGGAAGAAACAGAGUGAUGGAACUGUGAAAAAUAAUUUGAAGAUUGUAGAUAAUUAUAUACCUGAUGCAGAAUCAAAAUUAGAAGUUAUAGAGACGCGGACAGUGGAGAGCGCGAAGCAAAAGAAAAAAACGGAAGGUUUAGAAAGAUAUCCUUGGCUGUGCACAGAUUGCGAUGACAAAUUGCCGAGCUUAGAAGCGUUAGAGGAGCACCACGAAACGGUGCAUAAUCAACAAGCCAAGUACAUGUGUGUGCAGUGUUGUAAAGUCUACGAUAAGUAUUAUGGGUUUCUCACUCAUGUCAAGAGGCACAAGAAUAAAGCAAAGUUUAGCUGCGAAGAUUGCGGGAAGUCGUUUGUACAUAAAAAGGUGUUGGACUCCCACAAGACGAUCCACAGCGAGGAACGGCCGUUCGUGUGCCAAACCUGCGGCAAAGCUUUCAGGCAACAAAGCGCCCUUUAUAUCCACAAUCGAUGCCAUCUACCUGACACCGUGAAGAACAGAUACCCGUGCGAUCAGUGUGAUAAGAGGUUCUCCACGAAACCGAAUCUCGUUACGCAUAAACGUAUUCAUUCCGGCGUCCGGAACUUCACGUGCGAUCAGUGCGGCAAGAGUUUCAUACAGAAAGGCAACCUGGAAGCGCAUUUCUUGACUCACUCGGCGGACAAGCCGUUCAGUUGCACCCAGUGCCCGAAAGCUUUCAAAACGCAGCUGCAAUUGAAAAAGCACGCGACAGUCCACACCGGCGCCAAGCCGCAUCAGUGUGCCGUUUGCGGGAGAACUUUCCGGGAAAAAGGGACUUUGAGGGAGCAUCACAGGAUUCAUACCGGCGCGAUGCCGUUCACUUGCGAGUUUUGCGGGAAGUGUUUUCGCUUCAAAGGGAUAUUGACUACGCACAGGCGACAACACACCGGAGAGCGUCCGUACAGCUGUUUAGAGUGUCAACAUCACUUCACGAAUUGGCCCAACUACAACAAGCACAUGAAGCGUCGACAUGGAAUUAAUACCUCUCACACUAAGCAUCUGGUUAACAAUCAGCAGCAAUUGCAACAGCCGACAACAGACCAAACGCAACCACCUCAGAUACAGCAGCCUCCCGCAGAGGGCUCGCUCUCUGUACCUCAAGCAGAAUCAACCACAGUACAAGUGAUACAAGCAGUUCCUCACGCCUCGGCGUCGCAGCCGAUAGUCAUCCAAGCUAUUCCAACGACCACCAUUCAAACUUUUCCAACUGAUGUCACUGGUACCGUUCAGGAAGCAGUGUUUAGGAACCGAAAUACGUAUUUCAAUACAAUACCAAGCGCACUGCAAAACUUUCUGCCAACGAACAUACAGUAUAAUUUAUAUAGUAUUUCCAAUGUCACAGAAAAUGAUUUAAUUCAGCAUAGAUAAAAUUGUUUACUCGAGCUGAACUUAUGUAAAGACAACUAUGUCUUUGUGCUGAUUAGUAAAGACCAGAAGGACCGGAAAUUAUUCGUGCUAUUCGUACGUGUUAAUGAGAUAAAAAUACAGAGAUUCGGUGGAGAAAAGUUUUAUUUGCUGAACCGGAAAAGAGCAGGAGUCAUAAUAAUGAAAUAAAUGUCUGUUUAUCAUAUUUAGCCAAUUAUUUCGUUGAAUUUUAAUCUUUCGUCUAACGUAAUAAAGUUGUAAAUAUCCUGUUCAACUCUGGAGGGAAGAAAAUUGGCACAAAAACAUAGGCACUAGAAAACAUAGGAUACAAAUAUAUCGAUUUAUUGUAUAGAACAAAGCCAUAAGAAAAUUAAGUAUAUAAAUAAGCAUAUAUUACGUUUUAUAUCCAUCAUUAUUAGUAAUAUUAUAUCUGAAUUGUACAUACAUAUAUACUUGUUUAGCUACAUUUAUUACGAAAUAUAUUUC
Molecule: messenger RNA, 3264 nt
Organism: Dinoponera quadriceps
Lineage: Eukaryota; Metazoa; Arthropoda; Insecta; Hymenoptera; Formicidae
Product: zinc finger protein 773-like
Exons: 8
Coding region: 799-2781 (660 amino acids)
Cellular component (GO): nucleus
Molecular function (GO): zinc ion binding
Source: RefSeq, a predicted model, not a curated record